GCCCCCGCAGGGUGUUGUAGUCAACGAAACAUGAAUGCUACGGUGUUUAUGCAUGUGACAUGAAUGAAUGAACAGUGAAGGACGUAUCUACAAGAUUGUUGAAAUCAUGGCUUCAUUUCUCAGUGGAGGCCGUGAGAGAACAUCGUUGUUUGGGGACGGAAGAUUGAUCGAAGGAGCAAAAAUGGAUCCCGAACUUCUUCGCCAGAAAAAUGCUAUGAAGCAGCGAGCUAUCCAGUAUGCUGGUGCUGUGGGUGGGCAGACUGGAGGCAAAGACAAAGUCAAGUCGAAGCCUAAAUCAAAGUCCAAAGCACCGUCGAGUUUAGCUGCGAUGGUCAGCAAGCAAACUUCGUCGGUUCCCAUGUCGAUUAGUAGUUACGCUGCAGCCCAAGUUCCUCAGCAGUUUCGCACUAAGAACAAACUGGGAGUUUUGAAAAUGAUUGUGGAUAAGCUACGUGAACGGCACAUGGAGAGGAUCUCAGAGCCAUUGCCGUUUGACGAGAUCCUGAAAGCCAUCAACUAUUCAGAUAUGAGUCCGAAUAUGCGUGAUUUCUUGCAGCAGGCUGUGCGUGACAAUCCAAAAAUCGCAUGCAAAGAUGGCGGCAAGUUUACUUACAAGCCGCUGUACAGUUUGAAAAACUCCGCUAAACUCCUGGCCCUGCUCAAGCGCAAAGAGGAAGAAGGUUUGCCUGCAGUGUUGCUAGCUGACAUACGCGAAUCCAUGCCGCGCUGGGAGAAGGUCAUGAAGAACCUGAACGAGAAUGUGUUGACGUUCCAGAGGCCCGACAAGCAGGUGGUGGUCUUCCAUAACGAGGCGGAGUGCCGCUUGCCUAUCGGCACUGAGUACCAGCAGCUGUGGCGUGGCAUCAGCGUGGAGGGUCUCAGCGACCAUGACAUUGAGACGUACCUGCAGAACGCCGGCAUCAGCACAAUGAAAGGACAAACGCUCAAGCCACCCACACAGUCAGCCUCCAAGAAGAACAAGCGCGGCCAGAAGCGGCAGGUGAAAACGCUCAACGUGCAUCUCAGUGACGACAUGUUGAAGGACUACUCGGAAACCUCAGAAAAGUAGCUUACGUAUGUCUGUCCUGAGCCAUGCUUAGUGACGACACUACACCCGUUGGGCAAGUCCCUGAAAGCAGCAAUUUCAUUACUGCCGUACUGGCUCAGUGCCCGCGAAAACACUUGCCGGAGUGGCAUUUCACUAUGGGAAAAAAACAAAUAUUUGUUCAAGGUUUUGACGGUGACAACCUGCUCACUUUACAAUAUGGACGUCGUUUGGAGACCGAGUUUCUCUGACCCGCUUCUGUUUUCCUACGAAUCCCGUCUCCAAUGAUAUCCCAAGAUAACCUCUGCAGCGUGCUGGGAUUGGAAGGAGUGAUGUAACUAUGGGUUUCGUCAUGCUGUUGGAUGCUAUGCCUUGCUCAGUCUGCCUUUUCUUUUGUCAGGCAAUGGCAAUGGGUACACCCGCACACCCAUAUUCACACACACACACACACACUCUCUCUCUCUCUCUCUCUCUCUCUCUCUCUCUCUCUCUCUCUCUCUUUCUCUCUCUCUCUCUCUCUCUCUCUCUCUCUCUUUCUCCCUCUCUCUCUCUGUCUGUCUAUCUGUCUGCUGUGUGUAUCCAGCCAGACUGCUAGUAUGUGUUAGUAUCUCUGUCUCUCUCUGUCUCUCUCUGUCUCUCUCUGUCUCUCUUUCUCUCUCUCUCUCUCUCUCUCUCUCUCUCUCUCUCUCUCUCUCUCUCUCUCUCUCUCUCUCUCUCUCUCUCUCUCUCUCUCUCUCUCUCUCUCUCUCUGCUGUGUGUAUCCAGCCAGACUGCUAGUACGUGUUAAUACGUACAUGCCGUUGGGCAUGCUCUAUGCGCCCAGGUCUAUUAUUCCACUGGGUGGCAAGGGUGAUAGCGCCCUGCCAAUCCGGGGUGUAUUUAUUAGAAUGCCAAGGCAUUGCUGCUCCUGCUGGUGGUGAGCGUAACAUUGGCCUAUCGGCCCUCUCUUAGUACAUGAUAACAUCAUUACUAGUACAAUGUAGGUGUCUACUCGACUUUAUUUAUUUAGUUUUUUUUAUCAGUAGUGAUCAGAUCCUGGAGAUCGCAACCCAAUGUCAAUCACAUUAAUUUUGAGCAUACCUUGACCUAUAAUAUUUUUAAAAUCUUUAUAAAAAAGGCGUUCUAUCAUGCGGUAUCAUUUUGGGACUGUUUCGGUUUCUUCAUGUAUUUUUUGUAUGAUUCAUCUUAUACUGCCAUGUUUGACAAACGCUAGGCUUCAGACCUGCAAGAAUGAAGGGUUCUGCGCAGCGCAAUGAGUGUGUACUCAUUCAUGUUUGUGUGCUUUGUUUUCCAGUGUGGAAAGCCGUCACUAGUGGCGUCUGGCGCUAGCCAGGGUCCUCCAUGCCAUUUCA
Molecule: messenger RNA, 2397 nt
Organism: Sycon ciliatum
Lineage: Eukaryota; Metazoa; Porifera; Calcarea; Leucosolenida; Sycettidae
Product: general transcription factor IIE subunit 2-like
Exons: 1
Coding region: 68-1069 (333 amino acids)
Biological process (GO): transcription initiation at RNA polymerase II promoter
Cellular component (GO): transcription factor TFIIE complex
Molecular function (GO): TFIIH-class transcription factor complex binding
Source: RefSeq, a predicted model, not a curated record